Molecule: messenger RNA, 1583 nt
Organism: Thermothielavioides terrestris NRRL 8126
Lineage: Eukaryota; Fungi; Ascomycota; Sordariomycetes; Sordariales; Chaetomiaceae
Exons: 3
Coding region: 288-1187 (299 amino acids)
Source: RefSeq, a predicted model, not a curated record
AAGUGGAUGCUUGAAUUGACUCUUCGAGGCAUGUAACGAGCUUGGCAGCGCCAUCUGGUCGUAAGCCUUGUGAACGACAGACCGAAGUCGCAUGCCAAUGACGUGGACCUGAUCAGCAUCGAGGAUGCCAGAUGGAGCAUAAAAAAUUAAAACUCUUUGGACAUCAUCCAUCCUCUGCUGCUGUAACUUCACCACAGGCAUCGACAAACCAAACAUCAAGAGCAAUUUCGCGCCGACACCCAACCACUUCUCCUACACAUAUUCGCAAUUAAUCUCACCUGGUAAACAUGCACAUCACCGUUGUCCCCGCCUCCCCCAAGACCGGGCAGGCCACCAUCCGGAGCCUGCUCGCCGACGCCCGCAACCCCACCGUCAGGGGAGUCUACCGCGACCUGGCCAAAGUGCCGGCCGAGUUCAAGUCGCACCCCCGCUUCGAGGCCGUGCAGGGCAGCGUCGAGGAAGCAUCUUCGCUCGACCUCUCCGGCUCCGACGCCGUCCUCAACAUCACUCCGCCGCUGUACGUGGAGGAGAGGGACAUCGUCGCGCACGCCCGGCUCGUGUCCGAAAACGUCAAGGCGGCGGUCCAGAAGGCUGCGUCGGUCAAGAGGCUGGUCCUGCUGUCCAGCGUGGGCGCGCAGUAUGACCACGGCACUGGCGAGAUCCUGACGAACCACGAGGCCGAGGCGGUCCUCAAGGAUGCCGCGCCCGAGGUCGUCUUCGUCCGGUGCAGCUACUUCAUGGAGAACUGGGCCCCGGCGGUUGAGACGGUCCGGGACGCCGGCUUCUUCUUCACCACCCUGACACCGCUGGACAAUUCCCUGCCGAUGAUCGCCGUCCGAGACAUCGGCUCAGCCUGCGCCUCGGAGCUCCUCGGGACAGGCACACCGCUUCCAUCCACGCCCUACGUUUUCGAGCUGCACGGGCCGCGAGCAUGCACCUCCGUGGACGUGCAAAAGGCGCUCGAGGAGGUGUCGGGCAAGAGCGUCGAGAUCCGGCAGAUCCCCAAGGCCGGGCUCGCCGAGUUCUAUAGCGCUGUGUUCCCGCCUCGGAUUGCCCAGCAGUUUGCGGAGAUGAAUGCGAGCUAUCUGGAGGGCGGCAUUUUGUACGAGGAUCCGCAGCCUACGGGGCGUAUCAAGUACGGAAAGACGGAACUGGUGGAUGUAGUGAAAGAAAUGUAUGGGGCUUGACGAUGCGGCUGUACUCCGGACGGUUGUUGAGACCAUGCCGGCGCCGCAGCGCCCGAGAUAUGUCUGGAUCUCAUGGACUUGCGAGUUGAGUGGCCUACGGGCAGGCACUGCUGGGUGUAUCGUCACACAUUGUCCCAGACGGAGUACAUUCGACUGAACUGCUGUUGAGCGGCGGGUGAGGGUCGUAGUGAGGGUUAUUCUGUUUUCCAGCAAUGAGGGACAACUCACGGUGCCGCCUGUAUUGAGGGUAGCUCCAAGAUGCCAUAGCUCAGAUUCCUUUGGGCAGAGAGAAAGUUUGGCGCAGGGGUGGCGAUAUCGAUGGCCCCGGUUUUCUCGACGUCAUCGCAGCAGUCCACAACCAAAUCAGGAACUGUUUGUGUGCCGUCCUUCGAUUUG